AGCUCCAAAACGAACUCACUCGAAUCUCUCUCUCUCUCUCUCUAUCAAUCUUCUUCUGUGUGUUUUGUACUGCUGCUGUUUCGUUACACGGAGCAAGCAGAGGCUCCACCAAUACAAGCCCCUGCUGCUGUUGCUGCUGCUACUGCACUGAGCUACCAGAAUUAGUACUACCCAAUCCAGAGCUGUGCCUGCUCUCCUGGGAACGCUUCUCCUGCCGCAACCAUUCCCUUUUGAGGUACCAAAAAGAGCUCAGUUUGCCCUUUGAACCUCUCCCUUCCGUCUCUCUUCCCCUCUCCUGCGCGUGGUGGAAUCCCGUAGGGGGUGAAAUGGUGUGAUCGUCCCUCAAAGGGUCGCGGCGGUGGGCGAAAGCAGAGCACAUGCCGAUUUAGACGGCCAGUGGAGUGAAGCGGAGUGAAGCUCGUGGUUUCGUUCCUCUGCCGCUGAGAGCGAUGGAGGCGACGCCUUCUUUGCCCGUAGUGCGCGGGGAGCACGUCGACGUGAUCCGGAAGCCCCUCUCGUCGCUGCCCGCGCCCCGCACCGUUCGCUUCUUCUGCGACGACUUCGACGCCACUGACUCCUCCGGCGACGAUGACGAGCCGCCUUGCCAGUCCCGCCGCGUCCGCCGCUACGUCCAGGAGAUACGGUUCGAGGCCCGGCCCUCCUCCGCCGGCAGGAGCAACAAGGGGAUGAAGGCCGUCCCCGCGAGGAAGAGGAAGGCCCCGGUCGCGGGCGAGGGCGCGGCGGGCGAAGGGGACGGGAGCGUGAAGCGGUUCCGCGGCGUCCGCCGGCGGCCAUGGGGGAAGUUCGCGGCGGAGAUCUGCGACCCCUGGCGCCGCGUCCGGGUGUGGCUCGGCACGUUCAACACCGCCGAGGAGGCCGCCAAGGUGUACGACUCUGCCGCCAUCCAGCUCCGCGGGCCCAGCGCCACCACUAACUUCUCCCGGCCCACCGCUGCCGCCGCCUCGCCACCCAAGAAGAACCGCUCCGACAACAACCUCGCCUCCGUCUCGGACGCGUGCGACUCCAGCGACGAGUCGCGCAACCUCUCCUCCCCGACCUCUGUCCUCCGCGGCUUCUCCUCCUCGUCCUCCUCCUCACCUUCCGCCACCUGCUUCAAGGAGGAAACCGACACGCCGACACCACCUAAGGCGCCAGACUCCGCCGGCACGAGGAGCUUACUGAAGGAGCUCGGCGACUUCCCGCCGUUCCAAGAGGUACCGGCGCUAUUCGACGAGUUCCUGGACACGUGGGAUUCGGAGCCGAGCUACUUCGGCGACUCCGCGCCGAUCGGCAACCUCGCCGAGGAGAUGACCGACGCCCUCAUCGGCCCGAAGCUGGACCUCGACUUCUUGUCGUCCACGUGGCAGAACGCCGACUAUUUCGAGGACAUCGGCGACUUAUUCCCGAUCGACGCUCUCCCCGCCCUCUAAUUUGGCGUCGUGGCUGUCAGCCGAAGGAACGCGGCUUCCCCCCUCCUUCUCGCAUCCGAUAUUUGCAGUUUUGCCCUCCAACGUGUCUCCGUCUGUUAACGGCGACGGAACGGAAUCCCGUGCGCUGUGGAAAUUUUCCUUCUCCUCUCUAAUUUAUAUUGUACAUGAGAGAGUUUGAAGCUGCCACGUUAAAAGGAGUACUUAAAGUGGGAUGUUUCGAGGACAGAAAGCUGGCUUUGGGUGGUGACCACACACACACACACUCUCUCUCUCUCUCUCUCUCUCUGUUUUUUGCUGCCAAAAGUGAAGCAUGGCCUGUGAAACUUCUCAUCUCUCUUUCAAAACGUAGCUUCUCUUUGUGUUUGUCGAUCGAUGCUCCUUUCCGAUGAGAUCA
Molecule: messenger RNA, 1824 nt
Organism: Musa acuminata AAA Group (dessert banana)
Lineage: Eukaryota; Viridiplantae; Streptophyta; Magnoliopsida; Zingiberales; Musaceae
Product: ethylene-responsive transcription factor CRF2-like
Exons: 2
Coding region: 450-1430 (326 amino acids)
Biological process (GO): regulation of DNA-templated transcription
Molecular function (GO): DNA-binding transcription factor activity; DNA binding
Source: RefSeq, a predicted model, not a curated record